Messenger RNA from Lathyrus sativus (Indian pea), 1185 nucleotides. NCBI's taxonomy places the organism in Eukaryota, Viridiplantae, Streptophyta, Magnoliopsida, Fabales, Fabaceae. The record is from the annotation of a GenBank genome assembly.
AUGGGUUUGAGAUAUAAAGCUGGGUUAUUUCUCAUAGGUACUGUUGUUAUCAUAUGGGUCAGCUCUGCUGAAGUUACACAGAAUAUUUAUACAGAUUAUAAGCAGCCAUUUGCGGUGACGUAUCUCGGAGCUUCUCUCAUGGUAGUUUACCUCCCAAUAGCAUUCAUUAAGGAUUGGUUCUAUAACUUGCUUAAACACCGGUCUUCUAAAAGUAGAAAAAAUGCAGAAAGCGGCGGGGACGAGUUUCCCAUCAAGAUUAGCUCUCCACUCAAAGGAAAUGGAGUGCAGAAAAAUUUUGAAAUGGAACUCCCGAAUGUGGUUCGAAAAGACAGUGAUAUAGAUCUUUCAAGUCUUGCAGAGAUAGCGCCAUUGGUGGCUAUAUAUAAUGAAACUGGCGUGGCAAAGGAAGAAAAAGAACUUACUGCAAAAGAAAUCGCUACUUAUGGAUUUUACAUUGCACCUAUCUGGUUUGUAACAGAGUAUCUAUCAAAUGCUGCGCUUGCCCGUACAAGUGUCGCGAGUACAACAGUAUUGUCAUCUACUUCAGGACUCUUCACUCUUUUCAUCGGUGUGUUAAUGGGUCAAGACACUUUGAAUGUAUCCAAAGUAGUUGCUGUCUUGGUCAGCAUGGCCGGGGUUGCCAUGACAACUCUGGGAAAAACUUGGGCCGCAGAUGACUCGCAACUUACUGCUUCCAACGGACGGCGCUCUCUUGUUGGAGAUCUUUUUGGCCUUCUCUCAGCCAUGUCAUAUGGUCUAUUUACUGUUCUUCUAAAAAAGUUUUCUGGCGAAGAAGGUGAACGUGUUGACGUACAAAAGCUGUUUGGAUAUAUUGGACUGUUUACACUUGUAGCACUAUGGUGGCUUAUCUGGCCGUUGUCGGCCUUAGGAAUUGAACCCAAGUUUGCGAUUCCUCACACUGCCAAAAUGGAUGAAGUGGUUCUUGCAAAUGGAUUUGUUGGAAGUGUUCUCUCAGACUACUUCUGGGCACUAUGUGUUGUAUGGACAACUCCCCUCGUGGCCACUUUGGGCAUGUCACUCACUAUUCCUCUUGCUAUGUUGGCUGAUAUGGUAAUCCACGGUCGGCAUUAUUCAGCACUAUACAUUCUUGGCUCAGUUCAGGUGUUUGCAGGUUUUGUGAUAGCUAAUCUUUCAGAUUGGAUGACAAAGAGGUUGGGAUUAUAG